Molecule: messenger RNA, 483 nt
Organism: Pieris rapae (cabbage white)
Lineage: Eukaryota; Metazoa; Arthropoda; Insecta; Lepidoptera; Pieridae
Product: para-nitrobenzyl esterase-like
Exons: 2
Coding region: 1-483 (160 amino acids)
Source: RefSeq, a predicted model, not a curated record
AUGCAAUCAUUACCCUGGAGUUUGGUGUUAUUUGUUUCUUUCGUCUUGGCAAAUGAAGAAACAUCUCUUUUAGUGAAAAUUCAGCAAGGUCCUGUCAAAGGAUACAAGUUGCCAAAUUUUGAUAUUUUUGCCUUCUAUGGCAUUCCAUAUGCAACUGCACCCACUGGAGUAAAUAGAUUCAGGGGUCCCCUACCACCACCUUCUUGGGAUGAGCCCUUUGAAGCUACAGAAAACAACAUUAUAUGUCCUCAAAACAAUAAUCUUUUUAAAACGUUUGAUGGGAUGCAAGUCCUAGAAAAUUGUCUCGUUGCAACGAUAUAUGUUCCCAAUACAAAUAAAACUAAUUUACCAGUUAUUGCCUAUGUUCAUGGUGGUGCAUAUCAAAUCGGCCAUGCAAAUCGGCUGACUCCAAAGCACGUAGUUCACAAUAAAGAUGUUAUUGUAGCUUCAUUCAACUACCGAUUAGGAGCACAUGGAUUCUAA